AUGACCUUGGAGGCCAGCGAACACAGCUCGGACGAUCAUGCGUCCUCUUACGGGAACUACGAACCGUAUGAGGCCUCAGUCGCCUCGACAGCACCUUCAUCGCAGGCUUCUGUCUUUUCAGACACCCUCUCUGCACAGAGCUCUAUAGCGACUUCAAUAUCGGACGACUUUCGAAGUAGCCAGGAGGAUGCGCGUGAACAGGACAGGAUCUGCGCAGCCGCGCAGCUGCAGUAUCAGGUGCAGAACAACAAGCUGCCAGAGCAUUCGUCGCUUCCCGUUGGAGGCACGAAAGUAUGCGCACCAUUCCCAUCGUAUGCGGAUGUAACAUCUGUGCCAGCAUCGUACACUGUGCAUCCACGAAGAGGCUCACUCACGAGGAGCCAAAAGCCGCCGCUACUUAUCCGUCAACGAGAACGGAAGAACCACUUCGUUGACAACCUUGUCGACUCUGCCACACAAAUGGUCGAAGUCAUUUGGCCGUUAUCAGUCGUACCUUGCAGAAGUGAAGGCGGCGGACGUGGCGUGUUGCCGCUUCGCACCUACAUUGAAGAGACAUUGAAGCGCUCGCGCACCAGCUACUCCACAUUGCAGGUCGCGCUCUACUAUCUCAUACUAAUCAGGCCCCACGUGCCCAAGACGGACUUUACCCUGGAGCAAACCGUGGACUGCCCCGCCGACAGAUCCCUGAUGUGCGGCCGACGCAUGUUCCUGGCUGCACUCAUACUUGCGUCCAAGUACUUACAGGAUCGCAACUACUCUGCGAAAGCAUGGAGCAAAAUGUCAGGCUUGAAAGUAUGCGAAAUCAACAUGAACGAGCGAAUGUACCUGAGCAAGAUCAACUGGAAGCUCCAUAUCUCGCAGGCAACCUUCGAGAAAUGGCAGGAGCUUGUACUCAGGUUCUCCCCAACGCCAUCCUCGCCCGGCGGCGGUGCGACUGUCAAUACUUGGAAGCAGAUUGUACCCAUUCUCACACCCGAGCUGGACACCUUCACAACCAGCAGACCCGCAUGCCCAGCACUUGCACCGCGAGCUGAACUGUGUGACUUGUCGUCUUCAACAACCCCGACCCCGACCAAGUAUCUAGGUCAUGCACAUAUCGACUCGGCCUCACACGAGAGCACACCUACGCCCUCCACGAUCCUGCCACGGUUCUUGGAGCCGAGACCUGACAUCCAUCCACCAACGCCAGCCCUCGCUCGCAUGGGUCCUCUACCCACGCCGAACAUGACACCGUCGACCGUCGCCUCAAACACUCCUGCAGCGAGUGUAUGCGGCUCCCGACGGCCAUCCAUGUGCUCUGCAAUGGCUACGGCUCAGAAGAGUCAAUUGAGCAGAUGCUCUAUCGAUGCCUAUCCGGCCCAUCACGAAGCUCGUGCAUUGUCACGACGACCUUCGAUCAUGAGCAUGACAUCGUAUGGUUCCUCGCCAGAAUCGAUGAUGACAGAUCGCUCGCGAUCAUCGCGCUCGUCGUCCAUCUCUUCCAUCUCCACUGUCUCGACAACUGCGUCGCUGGCGCCACAGCGAGCCUGUUUGGCUCGCCAGGCGACUUGUCGCAACGUCAGACUGCCGCCACUUAGGCUGGUCAAGGAAGAGAAGGAAGGAAUCUGCACGAAGCCCAUCGUUAUCGACGAUGAUGUGGAGAUGGUCUCUAGCCCAGUCAUGGCAGACUUCCCCGUCAGCGAGAAGGUGUCGCGGCACAGUCGAGCAUCGAAGAACAUGCCGGUGGCAGCAUCGGCAACCUCAUCCAGUGAGAAAAGCCGAAAGCGUGGUCGUGCACACGGCAACCGUCGGUCGGAACUUCAAGAAGAAGUUCGAUAUCUCCUCGAAGAGUCUUUCGAGGAUGAGAUGGAUCUUGAUGACACUAUCGUCUCGUCGCCGGAGGCGGCAACUUAUGCCUCGAACAUGCUCUCGCACGAUUAUUCGACCAAGCAAGUGCAGCACCCGGUCAUGUAUGCUCGUCGAGAGUCGAAGCGCGUGCCCGUGCAAAAGAACGAUGGCAGAAAGCGCUUUUGCGGCUCGACGAGUGUCAUGUCGAUCUCGCCCGUGCCACUCUACGGCGAAGUGGUGUAA
Fulvia fulva is the source of this 2070-nucleotide messenger RNA. Its product is annotated as G1/S-specific cyclin pas1. The transcript is spliced from 2 exons. Gene Ontology annotation, biological process: regulation of cyclin-dependent protein serine/threonine kinase activity. The record is from RefSeq and is a predicted model, not a curated record. Lineage: Eukaryota; Fungi; Ascomycota; Dothideomycetes; Mycosphaerellales; Mycosphaerellaceae. The coding region runs from base 1 to 2070 and encodes 689 amino acids. Gene Ontology annotation, molecular function: protein kinase binding; cyclin-dependent protein serine/threonine kinase regulator activity. Gene Ontology annotation, cellular component: cyclin-dependent protein kinase holoenzyme complex; nucleus.